GCAGGGGGUGGGUGGCACAUGCGGCAGGCAGGUGUGUUGCUCAACCUCAUGUGGUGCUACCCCCGCAACCUCAUGUGGUGCUACCCCCGCAACCUCAUGUGGUGCUACCCCCGCAACCUCAUGUGGUGCUACCCCCGCAACCUCAUGUGGUGCUACCCCCGCAACCUCAUGUGGUGCUACCCCCGCAACCUCAUGUGGUGCUACCCCCGCAACCUCAUGUGGUGCUACCCCCGCAACCUCAUGUGGUGCUACCCCCGCAACCUCAUGUGGUGCUACCCCCGCAACCUCAUGUGGUGCUACCCCCGCAACCUCAUGUGGUGCUACCCCCGCAACCUCAUGUGGUGCUACCCCCGCAACCUCAUGUGGUGCUACCCCCGCAACCUCAUGUGGUGCUACCCCCGCAACCUCAUGUGGUGCUACCCCCGCAACCUCAUGUGGUGCUACCCCCGCAACCUCAUGUGGUGCUACCCCCGCAACCUCAUGUGGUGCUACCCCCGCAACCUCAUGUGGUGCUACCCCCGCAACCUCAUCUACGUGCAUGUCUGCUCUGCGGGAAGAGGGGGGUUUUGGGGAUGGUAUCAGGUGUUCCCCCUUACCUUCUUCCCACCCUCCCGCCCCUCCCCCAGACAUACACGGGCAGCAUCCUGAUAGCAGCGAACCCCUUCAUGCGCCUGCCAGGCAUCUACGACCGCGACAUGCGCGAUGCCUACCGGGGUCAGCCGCUGGGCGAGCUCAGCCCCCACGUCUUUGCCAUCGCUGACAACGCUUACAGAGCGAUGCGGGAGGAGCGGCGAAGCCAGUCGAUUCUGAUAAGCGGGGAGAGCGGGGCGGGCAAGACGGAGACGACGAAGCUGGUGAUGGAGUACCUGGCGUCCGUGGGGGGGCGCGCUCACAGCGAGGGCGAGAGGAGCAUCGAGAACCAAGUGCUGGAGUCCAAUCCACUGCUGGAGGCGUUUGGGAAUGCCAAGACAGUGCGCAAUGACAACUCCAGUCGCUUUGGCAAGUUCAUCGAGAUCCAGUUUGACGAGCGAGGGCGUGUGUCAGGAGCAGCCAUCCGCUCGUACCUGCUGGAGCGAUCUCGAGUGGUGCAGAUCGCCGACCCCGAGAGGAACUACCACUGCUUCUACCAGCUCUGCGAUGGGGCCUCCCCCGAGGAAGCAGAGCUGCUGAAGCUCCCUCCCGGCCCCAACAGGGCGCAGCACUUCCACUACCUCAACCAGAGCCGCUGCUUCGACCUGCAGGGCAAGUCCAGCAACGCCGAGGAGUAUGGCAAGACCCGCAGUGCCAUGCGCGUCAUUGGCAUCUCCGAGGAAGAGCAGUUAUCAAUCCUGCGGCUGCUAGCAGCGGUGCUGCAUCUGGGCAACGUGGAGUUCAGGGAGAAGGGCGACAAGCUGCGCAUCGCCAAGCACACAGACGCCACCCUCGACACCGUCGCCUCCCUCCUCUCGUGCGACCGCAAGAAGCUGCAGGACUCACUAUGCACGGUGAAGCGCAAGGUGGGGGGGGAGACCAUCAAGAGUGCUCUCGAUGUCAAGGCCGCCACCGUCCGCCGUGACACGCUCGCCAAGACCCUCUACUCCAAGCUCUUUGACUGGAUCGUGCAGAAGGUGAAUCGGUCCAUCGGGCAGGACCCCAGGGCCAUGGCCAUCAUUGGCGUGCUUGAUAUCUACGGCUUCGAGCACUUCAAGAUCAACAGCUUUGAGCAGUUCUGCAUCAAUCUCGCGAACGAGAAACUGCAGCAGCAUUUCAACCAGCACGUGUUGAAGCUGGAGCAGGAGGAGUACGAGAAGGAGCAGAUCAACUGGAGCUACAUCAACUUCCGUGACAACCAGGACGUGCUCGACCUCAUUGAAGGGGACAAGGGCAUCCUCAGCAUCCUCGACUCUGCCUGCCGCCUGGCGCAGUCAACAGCGGAGGGCUUCACGCUGUCGCUGUACGACGCCUUCUUGCGCCACGACCGCUUCUCCAAGUCCAAGGGCUCCGUCACCGACUUCACCAUGGAGCACUACGCCGGGCAGGUGAAGUACAGCACGUUGGAGUUCAUAAGCAAGAACAUGGACGCAGUGGUAUCAGAGCACGAGGUGCUGCUGCAAAAGUCCGCCGACCCAUUCGUCGCCGCCCUCUUCCCACCCGCGCCGCCCGACGACAAGGCCGGCAAGGCCACCAGCAAGUUCGCCUCGCUGGCCCGCUCCUUCAAGCAACAACUGGCGCAACUGAUGGAGACGCUCAACCGCACUGAACCGCACUACAUCCGGUGCAUCAAGCCGAACGCCAAGAGCCGCCCGGGCAUGUUUGAGCGAGCCAUGGUCACGGACCAGCUGCGAUCGGGGGGAGUGCUGGAGGCCAUCCGCAUGUGCUCGGCGGGCUACCCCACUCGCCGCACCUUUGAGGACUUUGUUGACCGCUUCGCUCUGCUGCUGCCCUCGCUGCUCGAGCAGGACAUGUCAGACGUGGAGUAUGUGGAGGCGCUGCUCAAACACGCCAAGCUCGAGAACUACCAGAUCGGGCAGACCAAGGUGUUCCUGAGGGCGGGGCAGAUGGCGCUGCUGCAGACCAUGCGCCUGGACGCCAUGAACGAAGCUGCCAGGAAGAUUCAGCGCGCCACGCGGCACUUCCUCUUCACCCGCCACCGCAGGCGCGCCGCCCUGCUCAUCCAGACACACUGGCGAGGCCACUGUGCGCGCGCGUCAUACCAGCAGCUGCGGAGGGACGUGGCGGCGACAACCAUCCAGGCGGCAGAGAGGGGGCGGCAGCAGCGCCUGCGCUUCCUGCACCUGCGCCACGCGGCCCUGGUGGUGCAGGCCGCUGUGCGCAUGCACCUCUGCCGCACCGCCUAUGUCAACACCCGGCGCCGCCUCGCUGCUACGCGCAUCCAGAGCACGUGGCGAGGGUACAUUCACAGGCGGCCGUGGAGGGCGCUCAAGCACAUGCUGGCGGGUAGAGUGGCGCGCCUCAGACUGCACAACCUCAAGCUGGAGGCGAGUCGGCAGGCGGAGUUGGCGCCGCCACGCAAGAAGACGGAUGUGGCGAUUGAGACCAUCCGCAUGAUGACACUCAGAGUGAUGCGGCCAGGCCUUGCCUUUCACUCCUUGUCACCUACCUUCCUGCCCCUCGCCGCACCAAUUCCUUGUCUCUCCCGCACUACCCAUAUUCACCGUCUUCCUCCCUUUGCUCCCACAUCCAUCUCUGCACUGCUCGCCCGCCUCAUUAAAAUCCCUCUUCCCCCUUCUCAGGAAAAGGCCGAAAAAAGCCGUGCAAACUCGGAGCACCAGCUGGCAGAGGUCCGUGCUGAGCUGGAGCGGACCAAGAAGGAGCUGGCGGGCAAGGCGCGUGAGGUGGCGCGGCUGCUGGGGCAGCUGGAGCAGGAGCAGCAGCGGGCGGAGCAGGCAGAGGAGCGGUUGGAGGAGAUGCUGAGGGAGCAGGACAGGGAGCGGGCGGAGGGGCGCGAGCGAGUGCUGCACGUGGCAUCUGUGGCCUCUCAUAAAGCAGCAGGCGGAGGAGGAGGAGGAGGGGCGCUCAGCAGCCUUCCUUCCUUCGGUGGGUCAGGCUUCUCCUCGUCCUCCUCCUCGCCCUCUGCUGCUGCAGCUGCCGUGGCUGCGCUGGCAGGGGGUGCGUUGGGAGUGGUGGUGGACAAGCAUUUGGCGUCGCAGCAGAGUGGGGGGAGGGCGGGGGCGCCAGGGGGCAAUCUGGGGGUGCCAGAGGGGUCCAGGAUCCUCGCCAGGAUGGCGUCGAGAAGACACCCCUCGCCGCACACACCUGCCAAUCACCCCACGUGGGAGGAAACCGCUGCUGCUACUGCUGCUGGCGGUGCUGCGGGUGGUGCUGCGAGUGCUGCUCUCACCAGCUCCCCGUCCUUCUCCUCCUCCUCCAGUCGCUCCUCACCCGUCCCUCCCCUGCCUCCCUCCUCCAUAGCGUCCCCCCCUGGCAGCAGCGGGGGCGGCAUGGCGGCUGCAGCCGCGGCAGCGGUGGCAGCGAUGGAGAGAGCGGAAGGCGCAGCAGCAGCAGCGGCAGGCGGGGAGGGCACGCACGACGGCGCCCACAGGGGCCAUGGCGGCGCGGCGGACGCCCAGCACCUGCCGUGCAUUCAAGAGUCGGCGUCACGCGAGGAGGGCGAGGAGAAGAAGGUGGUUGCAGUCAGCAGAACCAGCAGCGGCGGCAGCGGCACCGGGGAGUUUGGUGGCAGCAGCGGGGGGUUGAGGCAAGUGCGGUUCCCGUCCAUGGAACCAGAGGAGAGCGAGGCAGAGUACACGCGUGCCAGCACGCUGCCUGUGGGGAGGAGCAUGCUGCGCCAGCAGUCCAUGGGGAAGGCCCUCAAACCCGCUGCUAACGCUGAUGCUGCUGGGGCCUCUGGCGGCGCGCCCGACGGUGCGGAUGCACGGCUGGCGAGGAUCCGACGGCUGCAGUCGUCCAACCCGCGGAUGGGUGGAGCAGCAGGAGGGGAGGGUGGUGGCGGGCCGGGUGUGCCGCGGCCGCUGGUGUCGGCCAAGUCGCUCACCCGCGAGGAGGCCGUGCGCAUGCUGGCGAGUGCUCAGCGAGAUGCGGAGGAGGCUCAGAAGGUGAGGGGGGUGAGGGGGGCGUACAAGCUCAAGGAGGAGAGGCGGCAGCUGCAGCUGCUGUACCGGGAGUCAGUGGCGGCAGCAGAGACGGCACUGGCGGCGGCAGCGGAGGAGCGCGGGCGGGUGGGUGAGUUGCAGAGGACAGUGGAGGGGAAGGACGAGGAGAUCCGAGAGCUCACCGAGAAGAACCAGGAGCUGCAGCUCGCGCUCACCCUCAAGGCGAGGGAGGUGCGCACACUCAGCCAGCGGCUGCUGGCGUCGCAGGCAGCCAGCGACACGGAGGAGCUGCCCAUCGAUAAGCAGCAGGAGCUGCUGCUGUCGGAGGUGGCGAGCAGCCGCUUCCCGUUCGGCCCCGAGGGGCAGCCGGUGGCGGCGUGCAUGGUGUACCGCGCUCUGCUCCAGUGGGGGGCGCUGGAGGCGGAGAGGACCAACACGUUCGACCGCAUUGUGGAGGCCUUCCAGCGCGGCUCCAACGACCACCUGCUGCCCGCACAGGCCUACUGGCUCACCAACCACGUCGUACUCUACUACCUCGUGCAGGUGGUGUACCAGCCGCCAGUGGAGCAGCCCGCCCAGGAGAGCUUCUCCUUCUCCUUCUUCGGCAUGGCCUCCCGCCCCGCCGCUCCUCCCAAGGCAGCGGUGGAGCACGUGGACGUGAUGCUGUUCAAGCAGCAGCUGGCCACGGGCACGGAGCGCCUCUUCGUCACCAUCAGGGACGCCGCCAAGGCGGAGCUCGCCAAGCACUUUGCACUGCCCUCACAGGAAUCUCAGGACGCGGCAGCGGAAGCAGAGGGCGACCAAGCAGCCGGUGACGCAGCGGCAGGGAAGGGCGGCAAGGCGGGCGGCGGAGGGGGGAGGCGGCUGGCGCGGGGGAGGGCGAGGGGAGGGGGGCGGUCGGGGGCAGCGAUGGUGCGGAAGCACGUGGUGAACUACUGGGCGAACGUGGUGGUCACUCUCAAGCAGGUGAACUACUGGGCGAACGUGGUGGUCACUCUCAAGCAGGUGAACUACUGGGCGAACGUGGUGGUCACUCUCAAGCAGGUGAACUACUGGGCGAACGUGGUGGUCACUCUCAAGCAGGUGAACUACUGGGCGAACGUGGUGGUCACUCUCAAGCAGGUGAACUACUGGGCGAACGUGGUGGUCACUCUCAAGCAGGUGAACUACUGGGCGAACGUGGUGGUCACUCUCAAGCAGGUGAACUACUGGGCGAACGUGGUGGUCACUCUCAAGCAGGUGAACUACUGGGCGAACGUGGUGGUCACUCUCAAGCAGGUGAACUACUGGGCGAACGUGGUGGUCACUCUCAAGCAGGUGAACUACUGGGCGAACGUGGUGGUCACUCUCAAGCAGGUGACGGCCACGCUGGCAGCGAACCACGUGCCAGCGGUGGUGGUGGAUGCGCUGCUGAGGCAGCUGCUCUUCUUCGUCAACGUCAAGAUCGUCAACGGGCUGAUGGUGCGCGCGCAGUGGUGUCCGUGCACGUACAGCAACGGGGAGCUGAUGGAGGAGGGGGUGGGGCGGCUGGAGCAGUGGGUGCACGACGUGGAGGUGCAGCUCAGGGACGCCAUGGGCGCCACCAAGGAGCCCCUCAAGCGCGAGCUCAGACACAUCCGCCAAGCCAUCUACUUCCUCACGCUGGACCACAAGCCGCGGCGGUCGCUGGAGGAGAUAGAGGAGCUGUGUCCGGACCUGACGCUGAACCAGCUGGUGCACAUGUGCAUCUGGUACGAGGACGACGCGUACGGCACCAAGGGCGUCGACCCCUCCGUCACCGAGCGCAUGUGGGCGCUCAUGGUGGACGACUGCCCCAUGCUGCUCCGCGACGACGAGAGCAUCCCGUUCACGGUGGACGACAUAGCCCUCGCCAUCCCCGCCAUGCACAUCGACGACUUGGACCCGCCGCCCGAGCUCCAGCAGGACCCCGCCUUCCACUUCCUCCUGCCCUACACCGCCGCCGCCCCUCACACCGGCACUCCUCCUCUCCCCUCCACACCCUCCAUGCCCGCCCUUGCCACCUCCUCCGACCGCUCCAUCCACCUGCCGGUGCGCUCCGCCUCUGCCGCUGGCGACUACAGCUCCCCCGUCACCACACCCCGUGCCACCACCCCCACCCCCGCACCCGAGGCAUCAUCGUUCAGCGCCUGGGACCUGCUCAGGGGGGGCGCGUGGCGGCGCGCUGCACAGCAAGAAUGA
Molecule: messenger RNA, 6752 nt
Organism: Closterium sp. Naga37s-1
Lineage: Eukaryota; Viridiplantae; Streptophyta; Zygnematophyceae; Desmidiales; Closteriaceae
Source: the annotation of a GenBank genome assembly